CCACACGCCGGCACAAGCCUGCUGGAGUCCAGCUAGAGCCAACCUUGCCGCUUACAACGGGGCAGCCUGUGACUCCUGGGCGACGCUAUGGCGCAGCACUGUCACCAAAAAGGAAGAAGCGGGUGCCACGUAAACCACUCCUGCGCCGAAGAAUCCACCUGGCAAUGUUCAGCAGCUUUCCUGAAACACGGUCCCAACCGGGAAAAUUACCUGGACACAACUCGCUACCUCAGAAGAGCCACACUACCCAUGAAUGCAAGCAACCCCUUAAAGGGCCUCAAAGUCAGGUCCCAAUCCCAACUGGAACUAAUGGGACUGGCGAAAUGGGCAUUGUUAAGACCUGGGGCUGGUGGAGUGCCGAGGCAUGGGACUGGAAUCCUUCUAUUAGCUGGGACAGUGUCCAAUCUAUGACAGGAGUGGGCUAA
Molecule: messenger RNA, 425 nt
Organism: Pelobates cultripes (western spadefoot toad)
Lineage: Eukaryota; Metazoa; Chordata; Amphibia; Anura; Pelobatidae
Source: the annotation of a GenBank genome assembly